GACACUAUGCCAAAAUAACAUCAUAUAUUAUUAAAGUCACAUCAUUUUAAUAUUAAGAAAGUCACACGAUGACCUCUAUACUAAGUUGUAGUCUGAAUUUCUAUCAUAGAGCAGUCUGCGUUUAUGCUCUAUGUUGUUCACAGUCAUUUCAAAAGUACCAAUAUCCAGCACAUCAGUCGGCUGUAAACUUCCAACGUAUGUGUAUGUUACUCUGUUUUAAAAACUUCUUCGUAUUUUACGAAAACUCUUAAAACACUAAAAGUAAAUGAAAAACGAAUGUAUGGUCGAAAAUACAUAUAAUUGCUGCUAGUUACACUUAAUUAAAUAAUUUAGUGUAAAUAUAAUAUUACAAAAUAAAAUAAUUACAAAACUUUAACAUACAGCCUGAUAUGUUGCCCAAGAUGUGUAAAAGUGCAAAUUAUUUUAUUAGUGUUUUUCUCGUUAUGGUGACUUUUACUUUUUCCGAUGCCGUUAAGGAGAAUUGUAACAAGUAUGAAGACCUGCUUCAGAGGUGUUCCAUGGGGCUACCGGUUCUCAGUUCUCCCAACAUAAGUUUCGCACUAACGCGUGACGAUUUGGACAAGAGCUGCAUAGACCUCCUUGCCGGUAUCAAAUGCAUAGACAACUACACGGACGCGUGUAUGGAGAAACGCGAGAAAUUCCUCUUCCGUCGGAUCUACGCUGGCAUCACGGACGUCGUCCAAAGAUUGUGCACCAGAGGUGAAUACCAGGAUGAAUACCUGAAACAUGCGACUUGUGUGAAAAGCGUCCGAUCAGAAUACGAAGUAUGCAGUAAGAACUAUGAAGUUACAUUGACCACUUUGAGUAGCCGUAAUGAGUAUCAGACUGAUGAUAUGUCAACAACACACGAAGACUACUUGAAGACUGUUUGUUGUUCAUUCCAAGAGUAUCUACUGUGCUCUGAGCAGACAGUUCUAAAGGCUUGCGGAGAUGAGGCUGCCUUGUUCACCAGCGAAUUCCUGAAAAGCAUGGCAUCGAAUAUCAUUAAGAAUUUUUGCUUCGAAUAUCGGGGACAGGAAUGCGGCUUGGCAGGUAAAGCCUCUCUUAAUACACAUAGCGUUAUUUUGUUCGGUGUUGCCGCCUUAGCGCAUUUAACACUGAACGCUGGCAACCUAGUGCCCGCGUAAUUCACCACGAAUAGUUGCCAGGAAAUUAAAUUAUUGCACGAGGUUCUUGAUGUGGAAGCGUGGUUCUAAACGAGCAUAUCGGACGGUUGAAUGCUCAGUCGACUGUAUAGUUAAUAGUGCGGAUGGAUGUUUACAGUUCCUCGGUUCGAAGCCUUAUUUUAUAAGUUAAACUUAUAUUUCGUUUUUCAUUACGUAUUGAUUUUAUUAAUCUAACUGUGAAUUGUAUUUAUGAAAUUCGUUUUGUUGAUCAUUAAAAUAAAAUAAAAUAUCGUUACUGUUAUUUGUUGUAUUGUAAACUUUUAUUUAAAACAAAAAUUUGGUUACAUUUCAAAUUGAACAGCAAUAAUGUUUCUAGUCUAAUUUAAAUCUCGGUUAAUACGUAAAUAAUUUUAAUGCGAAAGACAUUUUUAAAUUUUUAAAUACGGAAACACACAGUUAAUAAAAAUUUGUUUAUUUUAUUUUAAUUUAUUAGUUCUAAUGAAACAUUCGAAACAGAAUCAAGUAGUAAAAAAGAAAACUGUGCAAGUUAUAUGUAUAUCAACGUAGUCCGGUAUUUGUGAACUGUAAUGUUUGCAACGAAAAAUAUUAUUUUUGCUUUGAUCAUUAUGAAUGAGGUAAUUAUGAUAUAUUUUUUAAAUCAAAAUUGUUGCUUAAAUUACACAUACACAUAUAUGUAUAUGCUUUUUUAUAAAACUAAUGGAUGAGGUAAACGAUCACGUGUCUGGUAAAUCAUAUCAGCAGUCAAAGGGACUUCCGGUGUCGUAAUAUUAACUUGAGACCGCGAACAAAAUUAAAUGAUUAGCGAUUUUAUUAAUUAUGCUUUAUUUUUAGCACGGAAGUCAAAUAAUUAAUACUGCUUUAUAAAAGUUUUGAAUAGCUAUAAUAUAUUUUUUUAAAUUCAAAGUUACGACUCGAGUCAAAUGAGAAUUAAUAUAUUUGAAGGAAAUACAAACACAAAAAAAAAAACUAUUCUAGAGAUAACGUCAGCGCAAUAUAGAAAAUGCAUAAACCCGUGAGUCGAUUGAAAAUAUUUAAAAGAGGUUCAAUAAUAAUUGUAUAUUUUAUAAUUUUGGCUAUUAACAAAAACAUGUUGGAAUUGUUUAUGUUUUACGUUACACGUCAGAUCAUGCUGUGACAUACAUAUCGACGCUUGAAAGGCAAACGUGACUAAGCGACAAUGCGUGAACUUUACAGUAGACUAAUUUAAAGUUGAAAUACCUGAAAAUAAUCUAUUUUAACGGAUCUAGGAUUGAAAUCAUUUUAAUACACCUAGAAAUAUAUUUUUUGCGCAUCGAAUAUGGUUAUUGCCUAUCAUUUAUGUAUAAAGCAGUUAUUGUCGCUUAGUCACGUUUGCCUUUCAGCGUCGAUAUGUACCUAACAAAUGAUUUUGUUUUGGCUGAGUAAUCUUGUUAGGGCAGAUCUUAGCAAGUUCUCUCAGGCUGAACAUUGUGAGCUCGACCAUCAGUCAAGGUGAAGAAGCCUCUCGAGGCUAUCGGCUGAUAAAAAACCUGAGUAAUGUAACGUACAAUGAAGAAUGGUGUUUAUUUAAAUAAAUCACAAAAAAACAUAAAAACUAAUAUUACGCAAUAUGGCACGACGCAGUUUUGUAUUUAUCCAGCGAUUCUUCUAGAAUGUAUUUAUAAGUUGAGAUUUGUACUUUUACGUAAGGAAUGUAUGAAAAGACUUUAAAAUAAAAUAAAACAUACAGUAAAAAAAUGCAUCACUAAUUGAGGCCGUCAACGCAAAAGUGGCCUAACCCACAAUUCAUAUUCGUGCUUAUGUAUUGCAAUUUAUUUAAAACAUAAUAAAUUUUGAUGCAAAGUUGGCCUAUCCCUAGUUUCAUCCAUAGAUAACAGACGACUUUGUAAACAUCAUUUUAGCGCGCAUUUCUUUUACCUACGAAGUAUUGUAAUGGUAAAUUUGAACCUCACUAUCUCCAUACUAACUAUGAUAAGCUAAGGCCAAUUUUGCGCAGCCGACCUCAAUUUUAAUGUUACCAACAUUCGUUUUUUUUUAGUAAUUACGAGAAAAUUAAAACAGAAGUAUGUUUGUAAUUGCGGAAUUUUGUUCAGUAGAUGCCGUUUGAAAAUGUUAAUCUUUUCUUUAUUUAUUGUAAAUAACAUUAUAUAUUUGCUAAGCUCAGAACACCCUGUGAUAGAUCGUAGGAAACAAGUUGUUAUAUAUAAUGUAGGUAACAAAAGAAUGCACAGUUUUAUAUCUUAGUGUACAUAUGUAUAAAUAUUAAAUUGAAUCAUAACAUAAUAAUUAAUGAAAAUUAAUAUAACAAGUAUUUUACUGGUGGUGGUAGAACGUCUUGUGAGUCCGCUCAGAUAGUUCCCACCAUCCUGCCUAUUUCUGCCGUCAUGCAGUAAUGCGUUUCGGUCUGAAUGGUAGUCGUUGUACUUUAAAAACGGAGACCUUAGAACUCAUGUCUCAAGUUGGGUGGCGGCAUUUACGUUGUAGAUCUCCCUGGACUCUGGUAACCACUUAACACCAAGUGGACCGUGAGUACAUCCACCCAUCAAAGCAAUAAAAAUUUGGAUGUGUCAAAUAAUUUUGUAUUGAAAAUUUUAAAUUUUAACGCGCACUUUUAUUUCGAAAAGCAGUCAGUUUGAUUAUGAAAUCUUUUUUUCCAGUAGUUAUUACAUAUCGACAAUUUUUUUUUUUGCAAAUUAUUAUUUAUUAUUAAAUGCACUUGUAUUAAUCUAUGCACUGGAUUUUUAUAUUGUAAGUGAUUUGUAAAUAAUCUAUAAUAUAUUAAAUAAUAUUAUAUUAAUAUCUUAUCCGUUCCGUAUUAAUUAGAAAAACUUGUAAAAGACGCAGUCUUUAGAGAUUACGAAAAAUAAAAUAAUCUGAAAUCAUUAAA
Molecule: messenger RNA, 4014 nt
Organism: Bombyx mori (domestic silkworm)
Lineage: Eukaryota; Metazoa; Arthropoda; Insecta; Lepidoptera; Bombycidae
Exons: 5
Coding region: 390-1148 (252 amino acids)
Source: RefSeq, a predicted model, not a curated record